UCUUAAAGAAUUCAUAUGCUAAUUAUAACAAAAUUUCACACAAAUGUCUAAGAGGACAUAUUGAUAAGGUGAUGAAAUUUUAUAUCUAAAAGGUCAAAGGUUAAUUUCCAGUUGCCGUAAUAUAGCCUCUGUUUCCCUCACAGUGCUGGAGCAGGAUUUAGAUGUGCCGUAUUUGACACGGAUUUAGUGACAUGUUUAGUUUUCAGUGUUGAAUGAACAUUGAUGAUUUGUUGUGGUGUCUCCACAGCCAUAGACUACAGCGAAAGUAGCAUGAUGGAGGCUCGGAGCUCUCUGGGAAUCAUCUCCACCUUCAUGAAUGACGCUCAGGCCUACAUGAAGGGUCAGCUGCAGUGUUCAUCCGUACAGGAAGCUGUUCUCUGGGAGAGGCUGGCUGAGACUAAAUCCAGCGUGAUGAAAGCUCUGGCAGAUGACUUUGACACCCCGAGAGCCAUCAACGCUGUGAUGAAUCUGGUUUACCAUGGAAACUGCCAACUCCAGCCUGUUUCUCAGUCAGAGGGAGGGGCUCGGAGCCCUGCAGUGUUCGGAGCGAUGGUCAGCUACAUCAGAGAUGCCCUGGAUGUGUUCGGGGUGGAUCUGCUGCACAGUAAGGUCAGCAGCAGUGCAAUGUAACUACUCAAGUACUGUACUUAAGUACCAGUUUGAGUUUCUUGUACUUUACUUGAGUAUUUUCUUUUCAUGCCA
Molecule: messenger RNA, 702 nt
Organism: Plectropomus leopardus (leopard coralgrouper)
Lineage: Eukaryota; Metazoa; Chordata; Actinopteri; Perciformes; Serranidae
Source: RefSeq, a predicted model, not a curated record